AUGCCCCCAACCUUUGGAUGGGAUCACUUCCCUCUGGCCUCCGACAAACGACAUCAUACACACACAACUGACUUCGUCACCCAACAAGACGCCCUCCACACACGGACAAACCUCACCGCCGCCGAACGCGCCCGGCGCAACCUGAAUGCCAAACUCGCAAACCCGCUCGCUGGUUUCACGCACGACGAACUGAAAAAAGAGGGUCUUAGGUUCAGCAUCACGCACCAAGUCGGCGAUGAAGAAGAUAUUCGCGCGUUCGAGAUGGGCGCCGUAUUGGCGCAGGCACCCGAGAAGUUCGAGGAGAUUGAAGGGUUGACGGAGGAUGAGUUGCGGGUGUUGAGGCAUGAGUUUACGAAUAGGUGGUCUCAGCCGCCGUUGAUGUACGUUGUGAUUGGGAUUUGCUCUAUAUGCGCCGCUGUGCAGGGAAUGGAUGAAACUGUGGUCAAUGGCGCCCAAGUCCUCUACAAAAGCCAAUUCGGCAUCGACGGCAACGACCCUCGCUCUACAUGGCUACUCGGUCUUUUGAAUGCUGCUCCUUAUCUCUGCUGCGCCAUCGCAGGUUGCUGGCUCACAAUCCCCUUUAACCACUGGUUCGGCCGCCGCGGCACAAUCUUCAUUACCUGCGUCAUUUCGUCUCUGGCAUGUAUAUGGCAAGGUUUCGUAAAUACCUGGUGGCACAUGUUCGUCGCCCGAUUUGUGCUCGGGUUCGGCAUCGGACCCAAAUCAGCCACUGUGCCCAUUUACGCAGCUGAAACGAGUCCACCAGCCAUUAGAGGCGCGCUGGUUAUGCAAUGGCAGAUGUGGACUGCGUUCGGAAUCAUGUUUGGCUACGCUGCUGAUCUGGCCUUUUUCCAAGUGCCUGAUCCGCCACAUAUCUGUGGCUUUAACUGGAGGCUCAUGAUGGGUUCGGCGUGUAUACCGGCCAUCUUGGUUUGUUUGCUGGUAUUUGUAUGCCCCGAAUCGCCGAGAUGGUAUAUGAGUAAAGGACGGUACGACAAGGCGUAUCAGACUAUGUGUCGACUGCGGUAUUCAAAGCUGCAGGCUGCCAGAGACGUGUUUUACAUUUAUACACUGCUGGAGGCAGAGACGAGUAUGCGGCUGGGGCAGAAUAAGGUGCUCGAGAUGAUCACCGUGCCACGCAAUCGUCGUGCAUUGCUUGCAUCUGAAAUCGUCAUGUUUCUGCAACAGUUCUGCGGCGUCAACGUAAUAGCCUACUACUCCUCACAAAUCUUCCUCGAAGCAAAUUUCUCCCCCAUCUCCGCCUUCGGCGCCUCCCUAGGCUGGGGCGUCGUAAACUGGCUUUUUGCGAUUCCAGCCGUCUACACAAUCGACACUUUCGGCCGUCGCAAUCUAUUACUUUGCACUUUCCCCAUGAUGGCUAUAUCCAUGUUCUUCACGGGCUUCAGCUUCUAUAUCCCCGAAACGCACCAUACAGCUCGAAUAGGAUGUAUCGCGUUAGGGAUCUUCCUGUUUGGCGUUGUAUAUUCACCCGGCGAAGGACCCGUGCCGUUUACAUACUCCGCGGAAGCAUAUCCGCUAUAUGUCAGGUCAUACGGCAUGUCGCUGGCGACAGCGACGACGUGGUUCUUCAAUUUUAUAUUAGCCAUGACAUGGCCCUCUCUAUCAUCCAGCUUCACGACCGCAGGCGGCUUCGCGUGGUACGGCGCCUGGAACGUCGUGGGCUGGUGGCUCAUUCUAAUGUUUAUGCCUGAGACAAAGGGCAAGACACUUGAAGAAUUAGAUCAGGUGUUUUCCGUGCCGACGCGCUUUCAUGCUGCCUGGGGAUUGAGGCAGAUCCCCUAUGUGAUUCGGAGGUAUGUGUUUAGACAAAAGGGUUUGAAGCCUGAGGUGCUGUAUGAGAUGGAAGAUAAUGGGGUGGGGGGGUCGCAACAUGUUGGGUAUAGGGAAUUGGGGUUGAUAUAA
Messenger RNA from Talaromyces marneffei, 1923 nucleotides. RefSeq lists its product as uncharacterized. Lineage: Eukaryota; Fungi; Ascomycota; Eurotiomycetes; Eurotiales; Trichocomaceae. The transcript is spliced from 3 exons. Gene Ontology annotation, cellular component: membrane. Gene Ontology annotation, molecular function: myo-inositol:proton symporter activity. Gene Ontology annotation, biological process: transmembrane transport. The record is from RefSeq and is a predicted model, not a curated record. Bases 1 to 1923 code for a protein of 640 amino acids.